Molecule: messenger RNA, 6065 nt
Organism: Plectropomus leopardus (leopard coralgrouper)
Lineage: Eukaryota; Metazoa; Chordata; Actinopteri; Perciformes; Serranidae
Product: macrophage mannose receptor 1-like
Source: RefSeq, a predicted model, not a curated record
GAAUAUCAACAAUGAAGAUAACCUUUACAGCCUUUGUGCUCCUCAUCCAAACAUUAUAUUGUUUGGCUUCAGAUGAUUCACCUUUUCAACUUACCAACAAGGACACUGGUUUUUGUUUGGUUAAAAUGCAUGACUACUGCUAUAGCAUACGCUGGACAACUGGUAACCGACUGAUGGUUCAGUGGCCACAUAAGUGCCUGGGAGCCCAGGGGAAAAGUGUGGGAAGUGAAGUAAACCUCUACGAUUGUGACGAAAAAAGCGACCUCCAAAAAUGGGAAUGCAAGAAUGGAACAGUGCUCGCCCUGAAAGACCAAGAGCUCUACAUCCAGGUCACUGCAGACAACACAGCAGCUCUCUCCAAAACGAUAGGACCCAAAAACCACCUCACUAUUCCAGGGUCAUCCAAGGGUGCUUGUUCAAGAACACACAGAGAACUUUAUACCAUUGGAGGAAAUGCAAAUGGUAGGCCCUGCAUGUUUCCCUUCCUGUACAAAGACAGCUGGUACUCAGAUUGCACUAUGGCCGACUCCUCUGGAGACCAAGCUUGGUGUGCGGUUCAAACUAAAUAUGAAAAUCAACUAUGGGGAUACUGCCCAACUAACACCAGAGAAAACUGGAAUAAACACAGCACAUCGGGCAUCUAUUACCAGCUCAACACUCAAUCAGCUCUGACUUGGGUUCAGGCUGAAGCCAGCUGCAAACAGCAGGUGGCCUCUCUGCUCAGCAUCACCGAUCCUCACGAACAGGCUUACAUCACCGCACUACUAGUAGGUACAGCUGGCAAUAAGCUUUGGACUGGGCUGAACCGGAACCAAGAACAUGGCUGGCAUUGGUCUAAUGGGAGGCCUUACCGUUAUCUGAACUGGGACUCAGGACACCCACUUUCUGACCCGGGACACACAUGCGGUAUUAUUGAUAGUGACGUGCAGUACUCGUGGCAAAGUUCAACAUGCAACAAGAAACUGGGGUACAUCUGCUACAGUGAAGGCGAAGUGAUCGCUCCUACUCAAGCUGCUGGGGCAGGGUUUUGUUCAAGACCUUGGAUUCCCUACAGCGGCCACUGCUUCCACCUUAAUCGCACUAAGACAACAUGGUCUGAUGCUCAGAAGGCUUGCCGCAAAGACGGAGGCGAUCUAGUGAGCAUCCGCAAUAUAGAGGACCAAAGCUUCGUCAUCUCUCAACUUGGCUAUGCAUCUACUGAUGAGCUUUGGAUAGGACUGAAUGACAGGAAGACAGAGGGGCUAUUUGACUGGAGUGACCACUCUACUGUCAGCUUCACCAGCUGGGAAUUUGGGAAACCUGCUGUCUUUACUGAAAAGGAAGACUGUGUUCUCAUCAAAGGAGAGAAUGGGAACUGGGCUGAUCGUGUGUGUGAUGAGAAACAUGGCUUCGUUUGUAUGAAGAUGAGUGAGUCUGAGCCCUCUGGAGAUGAAGUGGAACUGAAUGCUGGCUGCAAAGCUGGUUGGAAGAGACAUGGCUCCUAUUGCUACUUUGUAGGAACAGAGACAAAGACAUUUGAUGAUGCCAAGAAAGACUGCAAGAGUUCAGAGUCCUACUUAGCUGAUAUUUCAAAUGGGGUGGAUAAUGCCUUCCUCGUCAGCUUGGUGGGAAUGAGACCAGAGAAAUACUUCUGGCUAGGCCUCUCAAACCAGAAAAACAUUGAUCAAUUUGUGUGGACCAACCAAGUCUCAGUGAAGUUUACUCACUGGAAUGCAGAAAUGCCAGGUCAUCAACAAGGCUGUGUUGCCAUGGCAACUGGGGUUUUUGCUGGCCUCUGGGAUGUGCUGCCCUGCACCAAUAGGGAGAAAUACAUCUGCAAGCACCUGGCGGAGGGGGCAGUUUUAACCCCUGCACCACCAACUGUUCCCCCUCCUAAGUGUGCUGACAACUGGACUCCAACAGGAACAAGAAACUUCUGCUUCAAGAUUUUUCCAGAGAGACCAUCUUCAGAAAAGAAGACUUGGUAUGAGGCCAGAAGUUACUGUCAAGCUCUUGGAGGAGACCUGCUCAGCAUCCACAGCCUUGCUGACCAAGCUGUUCGUUAUAAUGGAGAAGUCUGGAUUGGACUUCAUGCCCCUGACCCAGCCAACGUUUUCGUAUGGAGCGAUGGGUCCCCGGUAAAUUUCCAACAUUGGGAGAGUGGAGAGCCAAACAAUAAAAACAAGGUGGAAUCCUGUACUGAAUUUGAAACAAAUAAGAGACAUUGGUCAGGAUCUUGGAAGGAUGUGCAGUGUGAGAAGUUAAAUGGAUGGCUGUGUCAGAUCCGUGCAGGAAAAACUCCAAAGCCGCCUCCAGACCCUAUCACUCCUGACUACAAUAAGACGUCAGAUGGGUGGCUACAAAGGAACGGGACUCAGUAUUAUAUUAACAACAAGCCAAUGGCCAUGGAAGAUGCCCGUCAAUUCUGCCAAAAGCACAAUGGUGACUUGGUAACUAUCGACAGUAAAGAUGAAAGUGUCUUUUUAUGGCAACAGAUACUCCAAAAUUAUGGUCCUUACUGGAUAGGUCUGACGGUAGACCUCAAUGGAGCAUUUUAUUGGAUGGAUGGUUCUCCAGUGGUGUUUCAGAAGUGGGAGGAAGGUCAACCUGAUUUCAAGAAUAAUGAUGAGAACUGUGCUGCUAUGACUUCUCAUAACGGGUUCUGGCAUGAUUACAAUUGUGGGUAUGAACACAGGUCCAUUUGUAAGCGCCUUGACUCACCAACAACCAACACUACUGUGGCACCCACAGUGGCCCCGAAAGGUGUCUGCCCACUCAACUGGAAAAAAUUUAACUCUAAGUGUUACAACAUAAUUAAAGACCAGAAAUUAACAUGGAGUGCAGCAAGGAAACAAUGCAAAGCCAUGAAUGGGAAUUUGGCCUCUAUUUCCUCAAGACAUGUGGAAGUGUUUCUGAUGAGUCAAAUGGCUGACACACCAACUACAGACCUAUGGAUUGGUUUUCGCAGUUCGGAUUCAAGAGGAUUUUAUUGGACUGAUGGGCAACCGAGGCGAUAUGUCAGCUUGGAUUUUGAAAGACACCACGGGCAGAUGUCUUUUAGAUUUUGGGGUCAUACAGAGUUUGAACGUUAUUUUGAAAUAAUGAGAGAUCGAGAACAGAAACGGUGUGCUGUGAUCAAUACAAAGCCUUCCCUUGGUAUUGGGACAUGGAUACCAAAGUCUUGUAAUGACACCAAUGGAUUUAUCUGUCUCCGAAAUGUUGAACCAUCUCAAACAGUUCCGACUGAACCAACCACCCCUACUGACUACAUCAAAAUAUUAAAUGACUCCAUCAAGGUUGUCACUCAACAAAUGAACUGGGAUGCAGCCAAUGAGCACUGUGACGGUGAUGGUGCCAAACUGGCAAGCCUGCGAAAUGAGUGGACACAGGCCUAUGUCGAGCUGUUGGCUAGGAAUCUCAAAACUCCUCUGUGGAUUGGACUGAACAAACUGAAGAAAGGGUAUUUCAGAUAUAUUGAUGGCUGGCACAUGAGCCUUUCUCACUGGGGUGAAGAUGAACCAAGACAGGGCACACCUUGUGUUUACGUGGACGUGGAUGGGAAAUGGAAGACAGCUGAUUGCAAACAGACCAUGAACAGUGUUUGUAUGAUGUCUAAUGAUGUGCCGCCAACAGACUCAAGUCAAUUUUCAGGAGUUUGCCCUGAAGACCAAUAUGAAUCAUUCUCAAGCCGUAAAAACCCCUCGCUACCAUUUAAAGGUUAUUGUUAUAGAUUUUUUACAGAUAGAAGAAGUUGGCCAGAUGCAUCUGUUAGCUGUGGAAGACAUGGUGGAUCAUUAGCCAGCAUUGAAGAUCCCUCUGAGCAAGAAUUCAUCAAAAGCAAUGCAAAUAUAUAUAAAGACAUCUCUAGCACGUUCUGGAUUGGCUUGUUUAAAACUCACAAAGGUGAGUGGUUGUGGUUGGACAGAACAGUCAUGGACUACACUAACUGGGCUGAAGGGGAACCUUUUCGCAGCCAUGGGGCAAUUAGUUCUUUCGAUGGGACAUGGAGUGCAAGCCAUGAACGGGUUCGUAAACCAUACAUCUGCAAAACACCCAAAGUAUCACCACCAACGCAAUUACCAACAAAGCCAGAUCCAACCACAUUUCCUCCGCGUCAUCAUAUGAUUUUGGCAGCUGUGGUGGUCAUUACUGGGAUUGCCAUUGGGGUAUUUAUUGCCGUCUUCGUCUUCAAGAAGUCCGGUAGACGUUUACCCAUCCCUGACAUGUUAACCACCUUUGACAACCCACUCUUUUUCCGCCAUGAGCAGCCAGAGCCUGGUGUGGCUGACACCAGUAAACUGGUAGAGUAUGCAGAGAAUGAGAACCCUGAGUCUGUUAUAACUGGAUCUGAUGGGACACAUGCUCCAUCUCGGGCUCAUGGUUAGUGGCUUUGUCUUUUGCCUAGCCCAUGAUUUCACAGUGUUUUGAAAUCGGAGGAAUUUCAACAGAGUUGGCAACGAAUGGAUAAAAUUGCCAAAACAAUUUAGACUGUCAAUUAGGAAUGAUAGUUUAAAAUAAUAUGAUAACAUAUACUGUUGUAAUAACUAAAAAGAGGUUGAUUUAUUGGAUGAACCUGGAGUCAAGAGUUGUUAUGUCUAAUUAACAUUUUUAAAGUGUUAAAGUGUUAAAUAUAACAGACAUCAUAAUCAUUAUUGCAUUUCAUACUAUUCAAAGUCACAUGAUAGUAGGAAAUUCUCGUGACCUCCUGAGAUGUCAUCUGCUCAAAAAAACCAAUGUUCAAAAGUGUGUGAAUUGUCCUGAGAAACCACAGUCCAGGAACAACUUAAGUGCAGGCUAACCUGCUGACCACUUAUGACAAUGCAAGGCAGUUAGAGAAAAGAGGCAAGACACGUAUUUGGAGGAAGCCAAAGUUUCUUUAGAGGAAAUGUUUGGCCAGAUUGUGCUGAAACACACAAAACGAUGUAACGAUUCACUAAGGAUUACCAAACUGUCAAUGAAAAUUCCAUGUUGCUCAAUUGCUUUGUCUAUUAAGCAAUUUGUACAAGCAAAAAUCACCUGUUCACUUUCUGACCUCUUACACAAUACAAAUGUUCUCCCAGCUCAGUUCUCAGAUUCACAGAAGCCACUUACUCACAGAAUCACAUCCAGGAUUCUUUUUUACAAAGCAUGCAUCAUUUUUUCAUAAAUCUGCUCCAAUCCUUCAAGUCAUACUUUCUAUAAUUCAGUGCAAACAAUCAAAAAACCUUUAUUCAUGCUUGAAUUACAUCCUGCUAGAGUCUCUUUCCCACUGCCUCCCCCAAAAAACAAAAACUUCUAACAUCUGGCUAAAUGUUGAAAUCAAGGUUCAGUCCCAAGACAAAUGACUUUGAAGUAGUCACAGGUAUUUAUCAGCCCCAGCGCUGAUGGGCUUUGAUUGGCAGUGAUGGAAAUAUGACACCCUGGUGGAUGCACUAAAUUUAAGCCACUUUGCCAGAGGGAUGCAAAUACAGGCUGCUAUAAAAACCUGUUCUCCUGCAUUUAAAAAAAAGUGCAUACAUGCGCUAAUUUGGUAAGAAAGGGUAUUAACUUAUGUAACUUGCUGUAUUCCUGUUUCACUCAAAACAACUUCCCGUUACUUCAGCUUGUAUAAGUUGCUGCAGCACAACUACUUACAAAAUCCAAUAGUAAACAUAUACCACCUAUUUUACCAUGUCUACACCAAUAACCUGUACGUUUUAGAAUCAGUUUUAAAGUUUAAUGAUUACAAGGUUUGGGGAAGGCCUCUGAUUAUAUAAUUCACUUACUAUGAGCUUGACUGCAGCCUGAGAUCCUUGGGCAGAUGUCUUUAAGUUAUUCCUGACUGAACCUUUUGAGUUAGGACCCCACAACUCUGGAGGGACCUUCUGGGGGGGAUUAUUCAGGCUAGCUAUUUCUUAUCUCAAAUCUCCUGAAACUGCAUUUUCAGAACUGCUUUCUACUCAAAUUAUUUUUGCAUUCUACUUGUUUGACAGUGUUUUAGUAAUUUAUACAUUGCUUGUCAUUAUUACUGUAUUGCUCUACUUUGAUUUAUUACUUAUCUGAUAAUUUCUUUUGGUUUUGUUUGCUUUGCAAAACACUCUUUAAAAAUACUAUAUAAAUAAAGCUGU